Aspergillus pseudoviridinutans is the source of this 741-nucleotide messenger RNA. RefSeq lists its product as uncharacterized. The transcript is spliced from 2 exons. NCBI's taxonomy places the organism in Eukaryota, Fungi, Ascomycota, Eurotiomycetes, Eurotiales, Aspergillaceae. Bases 1 to 741 code for a protein of 246 amino acids. The record is from RefSeq and is a predicted model, not a curated record.
AUGUCCGAUCAGGAAAACACCAGUCGUCCUUCUAGUCCGACUCCGAACCCAACCCACACAGAAGAGGGUGCACCCCCCACCCCCAAGACAGACACCCAGACACCAACAAAGAAGCCUCCAAAGCUAGGCAAGAAGAAGCAGCAGCAGCAGCAGCAGCAGGAGGAGCCUCAGCCUCAGCCUGAACAAGCACAAGAACAAGAACCAGAACAAGAGAACAAAGAGGAUCCUCCAGAAGACACCAAGGAAGAACCUCAAGAAGAUACUAACAACAACAACGCCAACGGCGAAGCCACCGAACAAGACCAAGAACAACAACAAGAACAAGAACCAGAACCACAACCUCGCCCCCGCCGAAGAAAACCUCAGCGCUACCGCCCCGACUCAGACACAGAAAGCAUCCCCCGCCCCGAAAUGGACAACAACGCAAUGGAGAAGCCCCGCCGCCGCAGACAGCGUCCCCAGAUGCAGCAGCAACAGCAGCAACAAGACGGCGGCCCGCUCGGCGGCCUCGGCGGCGUGAACCAGGUCGGCGAUCUCGUGCAGAACACGGCUGGGAACGCGCUGAACGGGGUGACUGGAUCAGCGGGCAAGGCCGUGGGCGGGCUCCUGGGCGGGAAUAAAGAAGAUAAAGAAGAUGGACGGGACGAGCAGUUGCGGCUGCGGCUGGAUCUGAAUCUAGAUAUUGAGGUGCAGCUCAAGGCGAAGAUUCAUGGUGAUCUGACAUUGGGAUUAUUGAACUGA